CUACAUUGAGUCGUUUGUCCUCCGGUGACCCGGUGGGCGCAGGGUCGGGGCUGAGCCCAAGGGUGAGGAUCCCUGCAAAGACGGCUGGACCAGAGGAGGCUCAGCCAUUUCCUGGCUGAGUCAGGGGCUGAGGUUUCCGCACUGCCAUAGGACGCCCCCGGAGGCUGCUUACCUUCCCCACGACCAUGUUCCAGCGCCUCACCAGCCUCUUCUUUAGCGCUCCCCCACCCCCGGAGGACCCCAACUGUCCCCGUGCCUUCGUCUCUGAGGAAGAUGAAGUGGACGGCUGGCUCAUCAUUGACCUGCCGGACAGCUACGCGACCCCACCCAGCCCGGGGGCCGCCCCCGCUCCUGUGGGCCGCCCCCCGCCCGCGCCCUCCUUGAUGGAAGAGAGCUGGUUUGUUACCCCUCCCGCCUGUUUUACUGCAGAGGGGCCCGGCCUCGGGCCCGCCCGCCUCCAGAGCAACCCCCUGGAGGACCUCCUCAUCGAGCACCCCAGCAUGUCUGUUUACGUCACCGGCAGCACCAUAGUGCUGGAGCCCGCGCCCCCUGCCCCGCACCCCGACGUCAUCCAGCCUGAUGGCCACCUCAGCAACCGGGAGCUGGCACCCGCCCGCCGGGAGCCGCGGACCCGCCACCACGCAGCAGCCCCGUUGCCCCCUCGGGCCGCGCUGCUGGAGAAGGUGGGCCAGGUGCGGAGGCUGCAGCGGGCCCGACAGCGGGCCGAGCGCCACGCGCUGAGCGCCAAGGUAGUGCAGCGGCAGAACCGUGCUCGGGAGAGCCGCCCGCGCCGGCCCAAGCACCAGGGCAGCUUCGUCUACCAGCCGUGCCAGCGCCAGUUCAACUACUGAGCGUCUGCUGGCCGCACCACGAACCCCUCCUUGACCCCCAGCCCCUCCGCAGCAGCCAGGGCACCGCUCGAGGGGCGGCCAUGGCCUGCCACAGGCUGGGUAUCACACCUUCUCCCCUUCUGUGAGGUGGGGUGACAGCCUCGCCCACCCCCUCUCUCCAUUUUCCAUCCCGACCCACUCAUCCACCUCUGAAUUCUCUCGUCCCUGUCAUCCUCCAUCCUAAUCCAUCUGCCUUACCCCUGACACCCUCACCUCUCCGAACAUUCCCCCCUCACUCUUACUCUCUCCCCCUGAACCUUCCCGAUUUCUGAGAGCCUCUUCUUCCAGUCCCUGAUUUGGCUCGUCCCCCACCUUCAGCUCCUAACUUCACACCACCCUCCCUCCCCUCCCCAUGUUUGACACUACUUUCUUGUUCUGUUAUGAAUUCCCUAGCGGUGUAGCACCUCCUACAAGGGGUGCAGUGGGACCUUGAGCCCAGCUCUGACAACCUGUGGGGCUUGGGCUGCUGCCCUGGCCCCCCAGGAUGGGCUUAGGCUCAGGACGCUCCCUCUUUAUUUCCUUAUUUCCCUCUUCCCUGGGGGCUGUGCUCCUUGGAGCUGCUUAGGUCUAGAAAAGUAAAGUAUGUGGACAAGGACUGUGAGAUGUGAGUCAGAGGGAGAAGGUGGAGGGAAUCGAGGGAAGGAGGUAGCCUGUUGGAAGAAUUGACCGAAGCACAGACAGGUUGAGAAGCUAUAGGGAACAGGGCACUAUGGGAGCUGGCACUGUGUUUGCUCGGAGAGGCCAAGUCCUGCUCUCAGGUUAGAGCCUGGAGUCUGCCCCCAAUUCCCGUUCCUGUAAUUCCACCUCCCAAGUCUCUUCCUAAAAUCCAGACAGUUCAUCUGUUUGAAGGGUCCCGUGUCUGUAGGGCUUAGUUAGUACCUUGCCACCCUAGUCCCCGUUACUCCAGGAGUAGAGACUGGGCAUGGCCCUGCCAUCCUGGCCAUCUGUUCACAUGCCUAAGGUGCUAGAACUAGCUUAGGGGGGGAUGCAGGCCAGAGAGCUUCUAGGCCGGAAAAGGGCACACCCCAGGGUAAAACUGCAGAGCAGUGAUGUAGGGUGGAGAAGCUCUGGGAUCAAGCUGUCCCAAGACAGAAAGCUCAGCCGUCAUCUUGUCUCUGGCCUUGAAUCUCAUGCCCUGCCUGGUAGGACUCACACACACUCCUGACGGGAGGCCAGGAGUUCCACUGUCCCAACCCUAGAUAAUCCCCUAACCAGAUUCAGGGCCUUCAGGGGGCCUUUCCUCAUUUUCUCCCCAGAGCUUUCUUCUUUCUAGGCUGCUGGGGAGAAAUGGGUGCCCUUUGGUCUCCCGCCCUUCUCCUCCAGUAAAAGUACAUGGAGGAGGAAACCUGAAUCCCUGGUUGAAAGAGGGGACAGGGCAGCCAGCUUUCACUGUCUCGUGGUGGGACUGACUAUUGGGCUCAGACACCAGCAACUGCCUCUUGGGAUGCCCAGAGUUGCUCCCCUUUUCCUCUUUCUAGCUGUCCUUUUCUAGUGUGUGCUCUCUCUCUCUUCCUUGAAACAUUUAUGAUUUCCUGUUACAUACUAACAUAGGUCUUCCCCCUUACCCUGAUUCCAGGUAUCCAGACCCCAUAGCUAAGCUGAGGCUUGGAGAAAAUUCUGCAUUCUCAUGAGGGCAAAGGCAGCUUCCCUCCCUAAUCCUGCAACCCAGACCUCAUGUAAAGGCUUGGGAAUGGUUAGGGCAGGGGUAGCCCCAUGGAUGCUGGGAUAAGGGCAGAGGAAGCACUAUUUGGUCUCCUAUCCUAGAGAGUUGGCCAAAUUUACAGAUCAAAGCCCUCACCUCUAGUCCACUAGGCCCCAGUGGUUGGCGACCUGCUACUUGGCUCCCAAGAUUCAGUUGCUUUUUUUCUUCCAGUCACCUCACAUUGUAGGGUUUGCAGCACUUCUGAGAGCUGAACCCCUCGAACACUUCCUACCUACUCCCUCACUACCAGGUGUGGAGUAGGCUUAGUCCACUGACUAUGUCUGUAAUUCUUUUGGUGAGGAGUUUGAGUUAUAGGGCAUUGGGCUCAAACUUCAAAGGCCCUGUCCUCACUUGUUUUGGGAAGCCCCUGUAGUUCUAGAACCCUCUAUCACCUGGCUGGUUGCAAGGCGCAUAUUUUUUGUACUGUCCUAUAGAUUCUGUAGCAUUUGAGUGUGGCAAUAUUUUAAUGUAUAUAGAUUUCUAAGAACCAACACUACUCAGUCUCCUGCUAGUCUGACUCCUGAAGCAUCGGACCUCGUCAUACUGUAUUGACUGUGUAUGUGCCUUUCACCUUGAGCAUGCUUCAGGAUUUUUUUUUUUUAAACCACAGAACUUGAAUACCUGAGGGAACCAGAAUUCAAAAGUCCUAUGCAACCUUAACCGGAGGGGUUAGAGAGUCUGUCUUGACGGCUGUUUUCAGAGACCCUUGAAAAGUUUGUUCCAGUUUGUAUUAUUAGCUCAUGUUAAUACUACCAGCACUUUGCCAAAAAAGGAGCAUGCCAGUGGGGACCCCCCACCCAUCUACAGUGGGAGUCCCAAUUACAAAGGGCAUUUUCCAGUUAUUCCCCCAAUAAGUCUGAGUGCUCCCUAAAUUUGGUGGUUUCUUUCCAGCCUUCCCCCGACUGACCACAGUAAGGCACCAGGUGUGUAUGAGUGUAGUUUGGUGCUGUUUUGGAGUAUGCUUGUUCCCCAGCCCCCAACUUGGAGCCUUUUCUUCAACUUGCUCUUACCCAUGUUUUAGGUGCAACAGGACCCUCACAGAUCCACAUGGCUUUACAUGAGGGGAAUUAAUGCAGACAUAUCAUUGUUCACUUCUAAUACUUUCCCUCUUGCUCUGCCACUUAGUUCCAUUCUCCCAAAUGGAACCAAGUUGAGUGCAUCCUGGGUUGGGUGUUCUGUGUUGAGGCUGGAUGAAAUGAGGAGACUUUGGUUGAUUAUUAUGUGUAAUAUGUCAACAGACUCAAGGGUACGACCACCUCGACUCGGACAUGUGGCAUGCCUGUGUAUGUGUGUAACAGGAUUCUGAUUGUUAGAUUGUAAUGCGAUUCCUCUAUGGGAGAAAAAUUUAAUAUAAAGAAAAACAAAUAAAAAUCUAUUUAAAGCA
Messenger RNA from Echinops telfairi (small Madagascar hedgehog), 3976 nucleotides. It is a transcript of the gene TP53INP2, whose product is annotated as tumor protein p53 inducible nuclear protein 2. The record is from RefSeq and is a predicted model, not a curated record. Gene Ontology annotation, biological process: autophagosome assembly; positive regulation of DNA-templated transcription. The transcript has 4 exons. Bases 186 to 851 code for a protein of 221 amino acids. Lineage: Eukaryota; Metazoa; Chordata; Mammalia; Afrosoricida; Tenrecidae. Gene Ontology annotation, cellular component: nucleus; autophagosome.